UUCUAAUAUUAGAGUUCAUAAUUUAAUUGAUGCCCUCUAUUGUAGGAGAACCUGGAGAUGUCAACAGUUGGUGGUAAGCACAAGCUUGUUGGAUUUGUUGACCUGGGAAAGGGCCAUGAGCUAAUGAAUAUAUUGUCAGGUAAAGGUGAUGAACCAGAACUUGCCACACAAGUGCUGCAAUUCAUUUAUGUCAGUGACAAUGGAUUCAGGUUCCCUAUUGCUCAAUAUCCAUCUGGGGUUUGCACACCAAGUAGCUUGUACUUCUGUUUUUGGGAAGGAGUCCUGAAGAUGUUGGAGAUUGGAUUUGAGGUGUAUUGGUGUGUCCUUGAUGGUGCUGACUGGAGCAGGCAGUUUGUAAAGAUGCACUUUCAUGACAAAAACCCUGCUAAACAAAAAUUUGCAGCCACAAACAUCUACACUGGUGGUCCAAUGAUGUUUAUCAUGGACCCAAAGCACAAUAUCAAGAAGAUACGAAACAACAUUGAAAAAAGUAAUAAGAGUGGCAAGCCAAGAUGUCUUCAGAUCCAUGGAAAGGAGAUCACAUGGACUCAGUUCAAAAGUGCUUUUAACUGGGAUCAGAAGACCUUCUCUCUCUCAUUGCAUGAGAAACUAACCAUGCAGCAUUUUGACCUUGAUUCUGCCAGCAAAAUGUGGAACAGACCUGCAGAAGAUGUACUUGAUACAAAGAUGCUGUUUCUCAUGCAGAAAUAUAAGGAAAGUAUAAAGUCAAGCGGAGAGGAUGACUCCUCAUUUGAUGCAGUAAUCAGCCUGUUAGAACACACAAGUAAGCUGGUCUCACUUUUCAAUGACAGGCUCUACAUCACCUGCACUAAUGACAUAAGGCUUCAAAAGCUAAAUAAUUUCUAUAAUUGGAUGUGCUCAUGGGAAGAAAGCACUCAAGGAGAUGGCAAGCUAUUCAUCUCAAGUAAAUUAUGGUUUGAUUUAAAAUCAAUGUGUCUUGGAUUCCAGUCACUAGUACAUUACAAAUUGUUAAAGCAUCCUAGUUCAGUAAUCAAGCCUGCCAUAGUAAAUCAGGACUGUGUAGAGAACCAUUUCUGUCAAAUACGUUCUUGUAAUGGUCAAAAUGAUAACCCAACCUUCUUGGAGCAACAGUCUUCACAAAAUUCAAUUAGACUAGGUCAAACUACUAUUAGUCCUAAGAGUAAUGCCUCCUGUAGUAGUGCCUUUACAAGCCAGCGACCUUCAAUUCCAAGCUCACAUCAAAGUUUAUCAUGCAGUUAA
This is a messenger RNA of Pocillopora verrucosa, 1242 nucleotides long. Lineage: Eukaryota; Metazoa; Cnidaria; Anthozoa; Scleractinia; Pocilloporidae. The record is from RefSeq and is a predicted model, not a curated record.